GUCCGAAGCCGGAUACUGGUUUUGAUUAGUUGAAGCGUCUUUGCCCAGUUGUAGCGUCUAUAGAGAGAGAGAGAGAGACAGAGAGAGUGCAGUCUGAAAUUGGGGAGCGAAAGAGAGAGAGAGAUGGAGGUAGAGCUGGAACCGAGGGUGAAACCCCUGAGUUUCAAAAUCAAGGGCAUGUCCCGGGAAUCCCCCUCCCAGAAGGCCUCCCAUCUCCUCGACCCCGACCUACGGAAUCACUGGUCUACUGCUUCCAAUACCAAGGAGUGGAUCUUGCUCGAACUCGAUGAGCCAUGCUUGCUGUCUCAUAUAAGGAUUUAUAAUAAGUCGGUUUUGGAAUGGGAAAUUGCAGCUGGCCUGCGUUACAAGCCCGAGACAUUUUUAAAAGUUCGUCCACGUUGUGAGGCACCUAGACGGGAUAUGAUGUACCCCAUGAACUACACUCCAUGCCGGUAUGUGAGAAUAUCUUGUCUGCGGGGCAAUCCAAUUGCUAUUUUCUUCAUUCAGUUGAUUGGGGUUUCAGUUAGUGGCCUUGAGCCGGAGUUUCAACCAGUUGUUAAUCACCUGUUGCCGCAAAUUAUAUCCCACAAACAAGAUGCUCAUGACUUGUAUCUCCAGUUGCUUCAAGACAUAACAAACCGGUUGGUUGCAUUCCUUCCCCAACUUGAGGCUGAUCUUAGCAGCUUUUCGGAUGACCCGGAGCUCAAUCUGCGCUUCCUUGCCAUGCUUGCGGGCCCUUUUUAUCCGAUUCUUCAUAUUGUGAAUGAAAGGGAAACUGCUAGGUUGGCAGGAAAUACUUUGGACUCUGAAGCUCCUAAGAAUAGCCAGCCAUCAUCAGCUUUAACUGUUUCGUCAAAUUUUGAGCCAAGGAGAUCACGUAGUACAUCACCUUUCUCCUUGCCCACAGCAAGUUCCAUAGUGUUCCGUGCCGAUUCAAUCUUUAUGUUGCUGAGGAGGGCAUACAGAGAUUCUCAUCUGGGAACCUUUUGCAGAAUGGCUUCUAGAAUUCUGCUAAAGUUCAUAGAGCCCCUAAAGUUGCAACAAGGUUCUGUCCCUUCAUCAGACAAAACAUGUCCUCUGGAUGAGGCGUCAAAAUCUGAACUAUCUAAUCCUCCUCCUUUAGUUGAUUACUCAAACUUGUUUGGGGAGGAAUUCCGGAUACCUGAUGAUUAUUGGGACACCAUCUAUCUUAGUGUGUUAGAUGUUGCUGCAGUUGAAGAAGGGAUAUUACAUGUUCUGUGUGCCUUUGUAUCGCAGCCUUUGCUCUGUAGCAAGUUGGCAGAUAGCAUGUCUGACUUCUGGUCCGCCUUACCUCUUGUACAAGCUUUAUUGCCAGCUCUUCGUCCUAAUGUCGUCGGCUCUGAUCACGUGGAUGAUAGUUUCUCUCAAUGGAAGCAACCUUCUGUGCAACAUGCUCUAUCUCAGAUUGUGGCAACAUCUUCUUUGCCAGUAUUUCGACCACUGCUCCAAGCUUGUGCUGGCUACUUGUCAUCGUUUUCUCCAUCACAUGCUAAAGCUGCAUGUGUUCUCAUCGAUUUGUGCUCUGGGGUGCUGGCCCCAUGGAUGGCUCAAGUGAUUGCUAAGGUGGACUUGACUCUGGAGCUUCUCGAGGACCUUUUAGGUGUAAUCCAGGGUGCUCACCGUUCCUUAGCUCGUGCUGCUCUUAAAUACAUUAUACUGGCUCUGUCAGGGCAUAUGGAUGACAUAAUCGCAAAAUAUAAGGAUGUUAAGCACCGGAUUCUCUUUCUUCUGGAGAUGUUCGAGCCUUAUCUUGAUCCUGCCAUAACCCCUAUGAAGAGCCCGAUUGCCUUUGGAAAUUUGUCUCCAGUUUUCCAGGAACAGCAGGCACAGACCUGUGGAAUUGCAAUAAAUGUAAUUCGCACAGCAGUAAGAAAGCCUGCUGUUCUCCCAUCCUUAGAAUCCGAAUGGAGGCGUGGUUCAGUUGCUCCUAGUGUACUUCUCUCAAUAUUGGAACCUCACAUGCGGUUACCUCCUGAAAUUGACCAUUGCAAGUGUCCUGUUGCAGAGCCUCUGGGGCAAGAGACAGUGAAUGUUUCACCUCUAUCUUCUGUAACUCGCUUUGGAGGAGCCUCUUCAAAAUUAGUUAACCAAGAUGAUGCUGAUGGAAAGACAGAUGUUGCUGAUACCAGCUCGAAGAUGGAUAUUUUUGAAGAUGUCAGUCUUUUCUUUGCACCCUCAGAAUUGAGGAACAUGGCAUUGACUUCUGUUUCUGGCAGCCCUGAUAGAAAGACCUUAGAUUUGAAACGUAGGACUAUCAGCGCGGAAGAUAAACGUGUAGUGGAGAGAAAUUUGAAUAAUCUGGUGAACAAUGGGUUGUCAUUUGAUGCUGGUGGUUGUUCAGCAGAGUACUUCAAUUUGCAUGCAGAUUGUAUGCAACUUAUAAAUUAUCGAGAUUGUGAGUUGCGGGCCACUGAGUUUCGGCGUUUGGCUUUAGACUUACACUCGCAGCAUAAGAUUACUCCUGAGGGUCAUGAUGCUGCUUUAGAUGCUUUGCUUUUGGCAGCCGAAUGUUAUGUGAAUCCUUUCUUUCUGACGUCCUUCCUAGACGCUCCAAAGGUUCCUAAUACGAUGAAGACUAGCGAGAUGGAAAACCCAGAAAAACAUGAUUUUGCAGUGGUUAACAGUGUUUUGAAAAAGAACGACAACGACUUGGAAACGGUAGCUUUUCUUGAAAGGAGAAGGGACAAAAUUGUGCUUGAAAUUUUGCUUGAAGCUGCUGAAUUGGACAAGAGAUAUCAGAAAACUGUGUCAGAGAGGGAAUUAUCUCCCAUUUAUGCUGAAGAAAAUGAAGAAGUCGUAAAUCUGUCCCAGCAUGACAUACUGUCUGCAGAUGCUGUCACCUUGGUUCGACAGAAUCAAGAAAUUUUGUGCAAGUUUCUGAUUCAACGUUUGCAGAAGGAGCAACACUCAAUGCAUGAAAUACUUAUGCAAAGCCUUCUAUUUUUGUUGCAGUCAGCAACUAAACUCUUCUGCUCUCCUGAAGAUAUUGUUGAUAUCAUAUUAGGGUCUGCUGAGCACUUGACUGGGCUGCUUAUAUCUAUUUAUCAUCAUUUCAAGGAAGGGAAUUGGCAGUUGGAUUCAGGGAAGGUACAUGAGGUACAACGUCGGUGGAUGCUUCUUCAAAGACUGGUAAUUGCUUCAAGCGGUUGCGACGAGGCCCCCGCCUUUCCAACUGAUGUCAAUAAUGGUUUUCGGUUUGCGAAUCUAAUUCCCUCUGCAGCCUGGAUGAAGAAAAUACCUACUUUCUCCUCUAGUAUUUCCCCUCUAGUUAGGUUUCUUGGUUGGAUGGCAGUAUCUCGUAAUGCUAAACAGUAUCUGAAGGAUCGGCUCUUCCUUGUGUCAGAUCUGUCACAGCUGACAUACUUACUCUCUAUUUUUGGAGAUGAGCUUGCUCUAGUAGAUAACAUUGCUGAAGAGAAAGAUGAGAAAAAGGUCCAACCAGUUGUCCAAGAUGACAGAAGUAUCAAAAAUGGCUUUGAGAUUCCGAGUCAACAGAAUGCAGACAAAUCUUUUCAAGCCAUAUACCCUGCUAUUAGUCAGUUCUUUCCCAGCAUGAGAAAACAAUUUGAAGCAUUUGGAGAAAUUAUCUUGGAGUCUGUAGGAUUGCAGUUGAGAUCUCUUUCAUCAAGUGUCGUGCCAGAUUUGUUGUGUUGGUUUUCUGAUUUAUGUUCAUGGCCUUUUUUCCAGAAAGGCAAGGACCAUUUUUUAUACCAGAAUAAUUCUAAUUAUUUUAAAGGUUUUGUUGCAAAGAAUGCAAAGGCAAUCAUCCUAUACACACUUGAAGCCAUCGUAAUUGAACACAUGGAAGCUAUGGUGCCUGAAAUCCCACGAGUGGUACAAGUGCUUGUAUCCCUAUCUAGAACCUCAUACUGCGAUGUGUCGUUUCUGGACUCUGUAUUGCGGUUGUUAAAGCCAAUAAUCUCAUAUUCUCUGAAUAAGGUGUCUAAUGAGGAAGAAUUAUUUACUGAUGAUUCCUGUGUCAAUUUUGAGUCUCUGUGCUUUGAUGAGCUUUUUACUAAUGUGAGAGAAAGCAAUGAGAAUGAAGGUUCUCCGGGUGAAAAAGUAUAUAGCAGGGCACUAACGAUAUUUAUUUUAGCUUCUGUAUUUCCUGAUUUGUCCUUCCACCAUAAAAGGGAAAUUCUGCAGUCUUUAAUGGUGUGGGCUGAUUUUGCUACUUCUGAGCCAACAACUUAUUGUCAUGAUUACCUAUGUGCAUUUCAGACUCUAAUGGAAAGUUGCAUGGUUUUGCUAGUUGAGACUUUAAGAGUCCUUGGUGUUAUUCCACUGAAGGUGCCCCUGCAUUGUGAUGUAAAUGCUGGUGUACCUGCUGAUAAUAGCUCAGAAUCACAUUUCGUGUUUCUUGAUGAGGUCUGUCAGAGCCCAUGUGCAACUGAGAUGUCUGAGAACCCAGAACGCAACAGUUUUGAUGGUGUGAUCUCACAACAGAAGGUUUGUCAUUUAGCUGUUUCAGAAGUGGAAGACUUUUCUAAAGACUUGGAGGGACUCAUUUCCAAGAUUAAUCCUACUAUUGAGCUCUGUUGGAAGAUUCAUCAUCAGUUGGCGAAGAAGCUAACUCUAGCAUCAGGACAAUGUUAUGUUUACUCGAGAUGCUUAUCUUCAGUUGCACGUAAGGCUUCCAUUUCUGCUCUGGUAGAGGACGAGAGUAUCCUUCCAUCUAAAUCAGUUGACCAAUUCACGGAUAAUUGGAAGAUUGCUCUGGAAGGACUCGCUGAAAUGAUUAUUGUGUUGCAAGAAACCCACUGCUGGGAAGUUGCAUCUGUUAUGUUCGAUUGUCUACUUAGAGUCCCUCGAUGCCUUUCUCUUGAUAGUGUGAUUGGUAUAGUCUGUACUGCAAUAAAGAAAUUCUCCUAUAGUGGACCGACCAUUGCUUGGCGUUUGCAGACUGAUAAGUGGUUGUCACUUUUAUUUGCAAGAGGUAUCGAGAGCCUUAACGAUGGUGAAAUUCCUUUGGUCAAUCUGCUCUGUGCAAUGCUUGGUCAUGCAGAGCCAGAGCAACGCUUUAUAUCCCUUCAGCACUUGGGAAGACUUGUGGGCCAGGAUGUGUACAGUGGGAAAACAUUAUUAUCCUCUAUAUCUCGCGAGAACCCUCUAGUUUUCGUCUCUGAGCCAAUUUUGAAGCCUCUCGUUUCAAGCACAUGGGAUUGUGUGGCCGUGGUGGCAUCAUCUGACACGUCGUUACUUUUAAGAACUCGUGCAAUGUUACUCCUUGUUGACUAUGUUCCUUUUGCUGAGAGGCACCAGUUACAGUCUCUUCUUGCAUCAGGUGAUACUGUUCUUUAUGGUUUGGGAAGAUUUGCACAUGUGACAUGUGAAGGCCCAUUAGUACAACUUUCGUUAGCAAUCCUAGCCAGUGUUUGCCUGCACUCUCCUGCUGAAGAUAUUUCUCUAAUUCCUCAAGUUGUUUGGAAAAACAUUGAAACUUUGGGGAUGUCAAGUAUUGAAGGAAAACCUGGGGAGCUUGAAAAGAAAGCCUGCCAAGCUUUGUGCAGACUGAAAUAUGAAGGAGAUGAGGCGAAAGAGGUCAGUAGUUAUAAAGAGUACCUGAAAGAAGUGCUCUCAUCAAGUUCUUCAAAACAAGUGAACCUGGAUUUUGGAAGUACUCGUGAAUCAAUUCUUCAGGUGCUUGCCAAUUUAACUUCUGUUCAGUCAUACUUUGAUUUCUUCUCCAAGAAGAUUGACCAAAAGGUUACGGAGUUAGAGGAGGCUGAAAUGGAACUUGACCUUCUCCAGAAAGAGCAGGUGGUUCAGGAAUCGUCUCAUGAUAGCAAAGAAUGGUGUCAGCAUCCCUUUGUAGCGACUCCUGCGAAAGAUGAUGACCGUCUUCAGAAAAUCAAGGACAGCAUUCGAUCUUUAGAAAAGUCUAAACUCAAAGAAGAGAUAAUAGCCCGCAGGCAAAAAAAGCUUCUUAUAAGACGUGCCCGUCAGAAGUAUUUGGAAGAGGCAGCUUUACGAGAAGCAGAACUACUUCAAGAACUUGAUAGUGAGAGGACAAUAGAAGUGGAAAGGGAAGUUGAGAGACAGAAAUUGCUGGAACUUGAGCGCGCAAAAACGAGAGAGCUUCGUCACCAGCUUGACAUGGAGAAAGAGAAGCAAUCACAGAGGGAACUCCAACGUGAACUAGAGCAAGUUGAAUCUGGACUUCGGCCUGCACGACGGGAGUUCCCUACCUCAACUCAUAGUAGUCGGCCUCGGGAAAGAUAUCGUGAAAGAGAAAAUGGAAGAUCGAGUAAUGAAGGCAACUUAAGAGCAAUGAGUGGCAGCUUGCAGACAGAGACUGGCACCAGCAAUUCUUCUUUGACAAAUAUGCCCUCAGUUGUUCUUGCCGGAUCUCGGCCUUUUUCAGGCCAAGUUCCUACAAUUCUGCAAUCGCGUGACCGUUUAGAUGACGGUGGCAGCAGUUAUGAAGAAAAUUUUGAUGGAAGCAAGGACUCGGGUGACACAGGGAGUGUUGGGGAUCCAGACCUAGUGUCUGCAUUAGAUGGACAGCCAGGUGGGGUGGGGUCAGCUCAAAGACAUGGACCAAGAGGGAGCAAGCCGUCUAGGCAGAUGAUUGAGCGGAGAGAACGCGAUGGUAGGCGCGAAGGAAAAUGGGAGAGAAAACAUUACUAAUAGUAGUAGAAACUGUAAAUUAUUUUGUAAGAUUGAGAGACGUGCAUAGAGCAUAGAACGUGUAAUGUAGCUGAAACUUUUGUAAUGUAACUGCAAGUGAUGUGAUGUGUUGAGCUUGAGAAAGUGAGAAUAUUGUGGAAUACAUGUUUGUAGAGCAGGUUGUAGCUGUUAUAUAAACCCAUGUAGACUCUUGCAACAAUUGUUUAACCAGUCUUUAUGAUUUGAUUUUAUUUCGAGUACGGAA
Molecule: messenger RNA, 6895 nt
Organism: Rhododendron vialii
Lineage: Eukaryota; Viridiplantae; Streptophyta; Magnoliopsida; Ericales; Ericaceae
Exons: 26
Coding region: 124-6651 (2175 amino acids)
Source: RefSeq, a predicted model, not a curated record